Messenger RNA from Helianthus annuus (common sunflower), 4091 nucleotides. Its product is annotated as disease resistance protein RUN1-like. The record is from RefSeq and is a predicted model, not a curated record. Gene Ontology annotation, molecular function: protein binding; ADP binding. Gene Ontology annotation, biological process: defense response; signal transduction. Bases 82 to 3894 code for a protein of 1270 amino acids. The transcript has 5 exons. NCBI's taxonomy places the organism in Eukaryota, Viridiplantae, Streptophyta, Magnoliopsida, Asterales, Asteraceae.
UCAUAAAGGUUUUCCAAACAUUCGUCUUUGCUUAUUAAUCUCUUAUCAGUUCUUACACAUUUGCCCCAAAUUAACAAAGAUAUGGCUUCUACUUCAUCAGCUUCUUCAUCUGUUCAAAAGAUCUUCAAGUACGAUGUCUUUUUGAGUUUUAGGGGUGAAGACACCCGUAAGACCUUUGUUGAUCAUCUCUAUCUUGCUCUUGUCAAUAAAGGAAUUAUUACUUACAAAGAUGAUGAAACAAUCAAGAAAGGGGAAAGGAUCAAUGAACAACUCAUUAAAUCCAUUGAGGAGUCCAGAUAUUACAUAAUUGUAUUCUCCAAGAACUAUGCGUCUUCAUCGUGGUGCUUAGACGAGCUCGUAAAGAUUAUGGAGUGCCAGAAGAUGACCGAGCAUACUGCUUACCCCAUCUUCUAUGAUGUGGAACCCACUGAAGUCCGCAACCAAAGUGGGUCAGUUGGACAAGCCUUUGAACGGUUCACAAGGAAGAGUAAGAGGACGUUGGAAGAUGAAGAUCUGGAAAAGGAACUUGUUGUUGGAAAAUGGAGAAAUGCUCUUAAAGAAGCAGCCAGCCUGGCUGGGAUGGAGUUGAAGAACACUUUCAAUGGGCAUGAAGCUAGAUUUAUCCAACAAAUUGUUAAAGACGUGUCGCUAAAGCUAUAUUUCUUUAAUUCGAGCAUUGAUGCAAUGUUAGUAGGCAUGGAGACUCGGGUAAAGGACGUAGUAUCAUCUUUAGAGAUUAAUUCUAAUGAUGUUCGUAUGAUAGGGAUCAAGGGGAUGGGAGGUAGUGGGAAGACCACUUUGGCGAGAGCUGUUUUUGAUUAUAUAUCCAUUUGGUUUGAAGGUAAAAGCUUCAUUGAGAAUGUAAGAGAAGGCUCAAAACGCUAUGGUUUGAAGAAGUUGCAAAAACAGGUCUUACGAAAUGUGUUAAGUGAUAAAAGCAUUGAGGUAGAAAGUGUUUCUGAUGGGAGAAGUCUGAUGAGAAAGAUGAUGUGUAGUAGAAAGGCUCUUGUAGUUCUAGAUGAUGUGGAUGAUAUUGGCCAGCUUGAAGCGUUAGCCGGUGAUCGUAAUUGGUUUAUGCCGGGAAGUAGAAUCAUCAUCACAACAAGAGAUGAGCAAGUGUUGAAGGCGCAUUGCGUGAACUUUAUUCAUGAUGCAUGUCUGUUAUCACAAAAGGAAGCAAUUUGUCUCUUAAGUAGGUAUGCAUUUGGGAGAGAGAUUCCAAAUCAAGGGUAUGCAGAGCUAUCAAGACUGGUUGUACAUUAUGCUGCUGGCCUUCCCAUAACAAUCAAAGUUUUGGGUUCAUUUCUGUAUGAUAGAACUGAGAGUGAAUGGAAAGAUACCAUCAAAAGACUAAAAACAAUUCCGUUGAAGGAAACUCUAGAAAAACUGGAAAUAAGCUAUAAUGGUCUAGAGAAUGAUCAAAGGGAAAUAUUUCUAGAUAUUGCUUGCAUACUGAAAGAUGAAACGAAGAAGAAAGCGAUCAAAAUACUUGAAAGUUGUGGGUUUCGUGCUCUGAUUGGUCUAAGAGUUCUUGAACAGAAAUCCUUGAUAAGUAUAUCUAAGGAGGAUUAUAGUUAUUUUUAUUUUAAUACUAUUGAUGAUGAUGAUGAUGUUUAUGAUGAUGAGUUGUUUGUCUUACAUGACCAUAUAGAAGAAAUGGGCAUGGAUAUUGUUCGGCGUUUGCACCCCGAUGAGCCUAAGAGACAGAGUCGAUUAUGGAUUAAAGAGGAAAUCGAAGAUAUAUUGGUUAAUGAAUUGGGAAGUGAAGAAAUAAAAUGUAUAAAACUGGAGUAUACCUAUCUCGAUCUUCCAAUUAUUAUGAAAGGUCUUCGAAAGAUGAAGGAACUUAGAUUGCUUUAUGUGGGUUAUGAAAUUGAUGAAGUUGAUGAGGUUGAUGAAGUUAGCAAAUACCUUCCACCUGCUUUACAAUCACUUUAUUGGCAUAAAUACCCUUUAUGUUGUUUACCUAAAUCAUUUCAAGCAAAUAAGCUCGUUAACCUUGAAAUGAGUAAGAGCAAUAUAUCUGAACUCUGGGAAGGGGGAGAAAGAAAGGUUCUUAAUAAGCUUAAAUUCCUUGACCUCUCCUAUUCAAAGUUGAGAACCUUUGAUCUUACGGUGAGUCCAUAUCUGGAGGAGUUAGAUCUUAGAGGAUGUCAUCAUCUUUUCAAACUCCACAUGCCCGUUGAAUGUCCGAACCUCAAAUUCCUCAACCUCAGUCGUUCUAAGGUGAGUAAUAUUAACCUUCGGAUGACUCCACAACUCGAGCAUUUAAAUCUUGCAAGAUGUGGCCUUUUAAAAUUCCAAUUUUUGGUUGAAUAUUUGAACCUCAAAUUCCUCAAUCUCAGUCAUACUAAUGUGAGUAACCUUAACCUUGGGAUGACUCCACAUCUCGAGCAUUUAAAUAUCCGAGGAUGUGAUGACUUUGUAGAACUCCAAUUGCCCGUUGAAUGUUCGAACCUUAAAAUACUCCGCCUCGGUGGUUCUAAGUUGAGUAACCUUAACCUCGGAAUGACUCCAUAUCUCGAGCAUUUAGAUCUCACAAAAUGUUCUGACUUUGUAGAACUACAAAUGCCGGUUGAAUGUCCGAACCUCAAAACCCUCAAUCUCAGUCUUUCUAAGGUGACUAACCUUAACCUUGGGAAAACUCCACAUCUCGAGAAGUUAAAUCUUGGAGGAUGUGCUGAAUUUGUAGAACUACAAAUGCCCAUUGAAUGUCCGAACCUCAAAUUCCUUACCCUCCAUGUAACUAAGGUGGGUAACCUAAACCUCGGGAUGACUCCAAAUCUCAAGACGUUAGAUCUUGAUGCAUGUAAUGAGUUCGAAGUCCACAUGCCUGUUGAAUGUCCAAAACUCACAUACCUUAAAAUCAGGGGUUCUAAGGUGAGUGACCUUAACCUUGAGCUGGCUCCAAAUCUUGAGAGAUUAGAUCUUUCAGAGUGUUAUUUUAUUCUAAAAAUUCAUGCUCCAGUUGGAUGUCUAAAAAAGCUUGUCUACUUUAGCUUAGGCACUCACUCAAAUUUUGAAAGUUUUCAAGUUGAUGAACAGUGUAACUCUUCAAUUAUACAGGCAAAGUGCAUACGUAUAUGCCCACUGCACCCUGAUAAUAAAUUGCCAAUGUUUGGGUUUACUUGUGAUACAAAUGAACCUGGAUCCUUAUGGAUGGGAAAUCUUGAGAAGCUUAUUUAUUCUAGUCUAUGCCCUUGCAAAUACCUUGAGAAUUGGUCUGCAACUAUUUGUGGUUUACAACAUUUAAGUCCGCUUUUACUUAGUGGCAGUAUUCCUGGGGAUCUGUGGCAAUUAGAAAGUCUAGAGAAGCUUUCUUUGAUAACGGUAGAGAUUCGGCAUCUUCCGGAUAGCGUUUGUAUGUUGAAACAUCUAAAAUCACUUUCCAUUAUUAGUUGUCGGGUUAUUGAGCAGUUACCAGAAAAUAUAUGCAGAUUAGAGUGUUUAGAGGAGUUAUUCGUAUCGGAUUGCACAUCCUUGCGGGAUAUUCCGAACAGCAUAUGUAAGAUGAAAUGUUUAAAACGUUUAAGUCUCGGAAGUUCUGAUAAAGUUGAGAGAUUGCCGGAGGAUCUUGGAUGUUUAGAAUGUUUAAAGGAGUUAGACCUAAGCGACUGUAAAUCCUUACGAGAUAUCCCAAACAGCAUAUGUAAGAUGAAACGUUUAAAACGAUUAUAUCUAUCCUAUUGUAAUCAACUUGAGAAAUUGCCAGACGAACUUGGGUGUUUAGAUUGUUUAAAAGAGUUAAAUAUACAAGGUACGCAGAUAAGUUGUCUUCCACGGAGCAUUUAUCAAUUGAAAGGCCUGGUUAUUACUGGGUCUAGAGAGCAGCUUGAGUCAUGUGGUUUUACAUCCUUCAGAGAACUUGGCCUCCUGUGCGAAGUAGAGCUGUGAGAAAAGACAGGCACUAACAACAUUCGUAUCCUAAGGGGAUGAUUUGGUUUCAAAAAGAAGUAUUCAAAGUCCAUUCUUUGAAUAUUUUAGUUUAUGAUUUAUAGAAUGUAACAUGGACUUUCUGUAAGUAAUUUUAUAUCGAUUUGUAAUUCCUAAUUGUUUUUUCCGUUAAAAAUUUAGGAGCCUUAAUUGAGUUA